AUGAUUGUCAAUUUAAAAUAUUUCAAAAAACAAUGGUCGGACUUUCCCGCGUUCGGAAUCUCGUCGUUUAGAGUAACGAACCCGGAUCCUCGCAAAACCUUGUACGGGUUUACGGCUUUGCAGUUGUGGUUUCAAUUGUUUUCAAUUAUACUGUUAGUCAACAGCUGCUUAUUAGAAUGGUACGUCGAAAAGGGCGGCAAGAUGUCCAAUGAUCGAUGGAUCGGUUACGGUCAGUUUUACUUCAAUGCCUCUCUGCUAUUCCAAAUAUGUGACGUCAUAUUGUCAAUGUACGCGAGUUAUCAUUUACGGAAUGCCACGACCCGAUACAAUAACAUACAAGACGUCAGGAUAUGGAUCAUAGUCAACAACAUUUACCUCUUGUCGGCGAUAAUGUGUUUUCUAUUCGUUUUGUCCAGAGUCGGGAGUGUAGUAAUAUGCAUUAAAUCGAUAACCAUAUUGAUAUUUGCCAAUUACAAGAUAUACAUCGUUCAUCAGAUUUACAAAGAUGAAAAAUCGUCGAACAUUUUUUUGGAACAAGGUCCACCUCUGUUACCUAAUUUACAAAAAUCUGUCGACGGAGAUAAUCUGUUGCCUCAGAAUUACGACACCGCGGAAAUUGAAGUGGAAUCGUCAGAAAAAGUCACCUUCGAAUCACUGCUCUACACUGCAAAUUAA
Macrosiphum euphorbiae (potato aphid) is the source of this 675-nucleotide messenger RNA. Lineage: Eukaryota; Metazoa; Arthropoda; Insecta; Hemiptera; Aphididae. The record is from the annotation of a GenBank genome assembly.